Molecule: messenger RNA, 1692 nt
Organism: Dovyalis caffra
Lineage: Eukaryota; Viridiplantae; Streptophyta; Magnoliopsida; Malpighiales; Salicaceae
Source: the annotation of a GenBank genome assembly
AUGGGUUUUCUUGAAUCCUUUCCAACUUCUUUCGCAGCUACAAAAUGGCUAGGCUUUGUAACUGCUGUUUGGGUCCAAGCUAUUUCAGGCAACAAUUACACCUUCUCAAACUAUUCUGAUGCACUUAAAACUCUUAUGAAUUUGACCCAACUUGAACUCAACAAUUUAUCUGUUGCUAAAGAUGUUGGCAAGGCCUUUGGUUUGCUUGCUGGUCUUGCUUCUGAUCGUUUGCCCACUCCAGUUAUUCUUCUUAUUGGUUCAAUUGAAGGUCUUAUUGGUUAUGGCACUCAAUGGCUUGUUGUUAGUAGGAGAAUUCAACCUCUCUCUUACUGGCAGAUGUGCAUAUUCCUAUGUCUAGGAGGCAACAGCACCACAUGGAUGAACACGGCGGUUUUAGUGACCUGCAUACGCAACUUCCGCCGCAAUCGUGGCCCUGUCUCUGGGAUCUUGAAGGGCUAUGUAGGUCUAAGCACUGCCAUAUUCACCGAUGUAUGUGCAGCUCUAUUCGCUGACGACCCUGCAAAGUUCCUCAUGAUGCUUGCAGUGAUCCCCUUUGCUGUCUGCCUCACCGCCAUCGUCUUCCUCCGCGAAACCCCACCUGCCGCCACGAUAGAGGAAGAAAAAGAAGAAACCAAAUACUUCAAUGUCUUCAACGUUGUUGCUGUUAUUGUGGCUGUUUAUCUGUUGGCAUACGGUUUUAUUCCAAAUCCUAGCCAUGUUCUUUCAUUGGUGUUUUCGGUUACAUUGCUAGCACUUUUAGCUUCUCCCUUAGCAGUUCCAGUUUAUGCCUUUAUUAGAAGCUGGAAUUUUAACCGGUUCAAGAACCAAGCUGAUGUUGAAAGGCAAAUUCAAGAACCUUUAUUAAGAGAAGAGAAAACCCACGAGGAUAUUCAAGAAAAGCCUGCUGAGGAGGGGGAAACAGCAGUGGUGGAGCAAUCACAAGCUGUAGAGGAGAAGAAGGCAGUGGAGAUAAAGAGGAGGCCGGUUAUUGGAGAGGAUCAUACAAUUUUUGAGGCAUUGUCGACUUUUGAUUUUUGGAUUCUGUUUGUGUCUUUCCUUUGUGGGGUUGGCACAGGUUUGGCUGUGAUGAAUAAUAUGGGACAGAUUGGUUUGGCUCUUGGAUAUGCUGAUGUUUCUCUUUUUGUUUCCAUGACAAGUAUUUGGGGAUUCUUUGGAAGGAUUGUUUCUGGUACUGUGUCUGAGUACUACCUCAAGAAAGCUGGAACACCAAGGCCUCUUUGGAAUGCAGCAUCUCAAAUAUUAAUGGCUGUUGGUUACAUCCUCAUGGCUGUGGCAUUGCCAGGAUCCCUAUACAUCGGUUCAAUUGUUGUUGGCAUCUGCUACGGAGUUCGUUUAGCUGUCACAGUCCCAACUGCCUCCGAACUAUUCGGUCUCAAGUACUUUGGUCUAAUUUACAACAUCUUAAUCCUCAACCUUCCUCUGGGUUCCUUCCUCUUUUCUGGUCUGCUUGCCGGAUUUUUAUAUGACGCAGAAGCUACCCCAACACCAGGAGGUGGCAACACUUGUGUUGGUGCCCAUUGUUAUAGACUUGUGUUCUUUAUCAUGGCCAUUGCAUGUGUCAUUGGGUUUGGUUUGGAUGUUCUAUUGGGAAUUAGAACCAAGAAGAUUUAUUCCAAGAUUUACACGAGCAGGAGAUCAAAGAAAUUGGCUGCAGCAUCCAAUCUGCAAUGA